AUAACUUCCUGAUAUUCUCGUCAUUUCGUAGUAAUUGCACAAUUUCUUCUUCUCUCUCUCUUCUUCCUUCACCAAAGCAGCUGCUUUUGCCAAACCCCUGUGACUUUGAGAGAGAGAGAGAGAGAGAAGAGAGAUCAUCAUCCAUGGGAAUACCUUAUUUUCUCCAAGUUUACCUUAAUCAGAACUCAUUUUCUUCUUCUUCUCCAUCUCCGAAAUCGAUCGUCGAUUUUGUCUUCUCGCCGCUAUUCUAAGCUUCUAAAGUUCACUUUUUUUUUCUCCUGAAUCAUUUGUUUGUUCUGUACAAACCUUAGAGGAAUCGGUAUAAAUCUAUUCUAAGCUGAAAAUUUUGAGAUGCCCAUUUCGUCUUCGUCAUGCUUAAGCUGAUUACCGCAGUCAAAGUCGUAUCUUGGUGUUUGGCGGCGCUCUCGAGCUUAGAUCAGUGUUUCCAUGGCUUAGUCUCUGAUCUUUCUACAGAUCUUCAUAACUCUCCGCUCACUGGGUUCUUAUCUGCUUUCUCUAAUCCUAACUUCUUCUUCGUCCGGAUUAUUUGAUUUCUUAAAAGCUGGAAAUUUACAGAGACUUCGACGAUUUAGCUGUGUUGUAGGAAGCUGGGAAAGAUGUUGAUCAGAGUUAUGCAUUAGAGUGAUUUGCUUUAGGAUUUCCACGGCACAGGGGAUUGAUUUUAGGGGUAUUGUUUGGUCAUUAGAUUAAAGGUUUUUAAGGGUUUCCACUGUCAUUGGUAUAUAGAGAUUGUUGCGUUGGGGUUGCUUUAGAACUUGAUUUAGGACAAAAGACUUUGACUUUGAACUGGCAGUAGUUAGUGUUUUUAUCUGAUGUAAAGGAGGGUUUGGAGCGUUUGAUGCUUGCCGAAUCAAUUUUAUUUUGAAAAAUGUGUGAGAAUGAUCAUCAUUUUGUCGAGUGGAAGGAGCAUUUUGUCUCCCAAGAGCGAGGGAACCGUGUUGUUCAUUACUUCCUCAAGGAUUCUGCCGGUGAAUCUAUCCUAGCUGUCAUUGGUACUGAGAGAAGUGUUAGGCACAUGUUCUAUGUUGUCUCUGAGGAGUUUGUGCGCAUUCAUGGUCCUGAGAAUUCAAUUCAUUCUGGCUUCAAAUGGAGGUCGAGAAGGGAAGUUGUGGAUUGGCUCACUUCAAUGCUGUCUAAGCAGAGUACACAAGGAAACUGGUCGAAGUCACCAAAAUGUGAGUCAGGGGAAUCUAAUGGAUCUCCCGAAUUUCCAAGCAAUGGAUUUACUGCUCAGCGAGCUCAAGCAAGUGAAGAGGUCCGUCUUCCCAUAAACUUGAUUAUUCACAGUUGGGAGAUUAUGUGGUCAGGAGCUCCUUGGAUGUGUGGUAAACAGCUCAAACAUUACCCAUCAUUUUGCAGAAAUGGGACAACAAUAGGGGUUCAAUCUUUUGUCUUUGUCUUGAGCAAAGGGGAGGAUCGGUACGUUGCAUAUCUGGAAGAUAUGUAUGAGGAUAAGCGUGGCCUAAAAAAGGUCAAAGUGAGGUGGUUUCACUACACAAAAGAAGUGAAGGGUGCAGUUGCUCUCAAGAACCCAAACCCAAAAGAGGUUUUUAUCACCCCUCAUUCACAGGUCAUCAGUGCAGAAUGUGUUGAUGGUCCUGCCACUGUCUUGACCCGUGAGCAUUAUGAGGAGUGUGUGGCUUCCUUUCCGAAUUCUUUAUUGGCAAGGGUACACAUGUGCUAUCGGCAACUCAGGAACAGCAAAGUUAAACCUUUUGAUUUGAGUAAAUUGCGUGGAUAUUUGGACCAACCGAUUAUGUCUUGCUUAAGUUCUAUGGAGGCUGGUCCUGUAGACUGUGCGAUGAAUAUAGAGGAAGAUGAAGAAUGGAGUGAGGGUGAGAAUGUAAUGGUUGGUGCUGAGAGAAGCAUGAAAAAACGAGCAAGAAUUAUGUCUGAUCAUCUGUUAACAACUUACGAAUCUUCAUGUAAGAGACUAAAACUUAAUGCCUCGGGCAAAAGAUUUCCUUCACCAACCAAUGUUCAGAAACAUCCUUGUUACAACGGAGUGGUUAAGACUGAUGCAAAAAUAGAGUUUCUGUGUCAAGAUAGCGGUAUUAGAGGCUGUUGGUUUAGAUGCACUGUCCUGGACGUAUCAAGGAAACAGGUAAAACUCCAGUAUGAUGAUAUAGAGGACGAGGAUGGAUAUGGAAACCUUGAGGAAUGGGUGCCGGCUUUUAAAUCUGCUAUGCCUGACAAGCUUGGUAUAAGGUUGUCCAACCGCCCAACAAUCCGACCUGCUCCUCGAGAUGUUAAAACAGCAUACUUUGAUCUUACAAUUGGUGAAGCUGUUGAUGCAUGGUGGAAUGAUGGUUGGUGGGAAGGUGUUGUAAUUGCCACUGGCAAACCGGAUACUGAGGACUUGAAAAUAUAUAUCCCUGGGGAGAACUUAUGCUUAACAGUGCUCAGAAAGGAUAUUCGGAUUUCCAGAGACUGGGUGGGAGAUAGCUGGGUUGAUAUCGAUCCUAAACCCGAAAUACUCGCUAUUGUAUCUUCUGAUAGUAGCUCGGAAUCCAAGCUUUCCAUGUUGUCCACUCUUUCAAAAGACACAAAGGCAAAACCCAGUGCUAUGCCAAAUAUUGUUGAGGAGGCAGAACCUGAAGGUGAGAAAGCGUACAAUUCCCUUUUAGGAGAACAGAACAAAGAGCAUAAAGAUGUGGUAGUUAAGGAAGAUGACGAAAACAAACUUUCAAAAGAAGAGGAUAAAGAGGUUGGAAGUAACGAAACUAAAACCUAUGUCAACCAUGAAAAUACCGUGGAGGACCACAAAGAAGAUGAUGUUACCCUUAAUGAUGAGAAGGCCCGCAAAUCAGAAUCAGUCUUCACCCUAUCAAAAACUACUACCACGCUGGUGACAACGUAAAGAUGCUUGCUUGAAGUCAUACAUAAUGAUGGUAAUUCUGGUACGUGCCACAUCUCUGGAAACGUUGAUGUUUCUUUUUAUGUAUAUAUAUAAAUUGACAUAGUUUGCAGAAAAAGUGAUUCUGGGUUUGACUUGGUUGGUGCUGAGGAGAGAGGAGUAGGUAAAGGUUGUAUAGAAAAUUGAAGAGGCAUGAUUUUGGUGGUUGCAUUUGUUUUAACCAAUCAUCUAAGCAUAGGAUUCAUUAGUACUGGUUGUUUUAGGUUUUAUUUAUGCAAUGUUUAUUAGGAGAAAAGGAUAUCCAUUUGUAUUUUGCCUUAUUGUCACAAAACUCCAUGUAAAACCACUUCGUAUCAGCUUGUAAGAAAUUUAGUUUAUCUAAAACC
Arabidopsis thaliana (thale cress) is the source of this 3264-nucleotide messenger RNA. Its product is annotated as Agenet and bromo-adjacent homology (BAH) domain-containing protein. Bases 890 to 2881 code for a protein of 663 amino acids. The record is from RefSeq and is marked reviewed. The transcript has 6 exons. Gene Ontology annotation, molecular function: chromatin binding. Lineage: Eukaryota; Viridiplantae; Streptophyta; Magnoliopsida; Brassicales; Brassicaceae.